AUGAAAGGAGCCGCUUUCCUCGCCUUCCCCGCCUCCACACUGGCCGGAUCCGUACUGUGGAGCGGCAUCUUCAACUCGUCCUAUACUGUCGCUGACUUUGACGAAUGGUCAUGGAGCAACCAAAUCGCCCCCUGGCAAUGGUACAUCCACGGCGACGGCGAAACCUCCGAAUACCUAGCCCUAUCCAGCGAUUACAAGAACCCAGCCGCGAGCGAUGCCCAGGGUCUGCGGACUAGACUUGAUAGUACCUCCUUCUGGGAAGGUCAAUCAAUGCAACGCACCGAACUCAUUCCCCAAAUGUCUCCCUCCAGCUCCGCCUCCGACCUCGGCUCCGGCCAUCUCUACUACCACUUCUCUCUGUCUGCCAGCAGCACCAACCCUCCUUCAUCGUCGAGCGAGCACCAGAUUGCCUUCUUCGAGAGCCAUUUCACGGAGCUGCAGUACCAGGAUAACACGCUGAAGUGGAAUGCCGGCGGGGAUACGCAUUACUCUGUGGAGCUUGAGACGGGCAAGUGGUACAACUUUGCGUAUGAUAUUGAUUUCGAUAAUCAGAAGGUUGGGCUCUGGGCGUCGAAUGGAUCGGAUGCGUUGACGGAGGUGGUUAGUCCUGUUAGUGCGAGUGCGAGCUCGAAUGGCGAGGAUUUCCAUGUGGGUGUGUUGAGUCUGACGGGUGAUGGGACGGAGGACUGGUUCUGGAGUGGGGUUUAUAUUGAGAAGGGCGAUUUGACGAAGAGUAUUGGGGAUGGUAGCAGCAGUGAGAGCUCUUCGAGUGGUAGUGCUGCUACUACUACGGCUCAGGCUGUGGAGAGUACUUCGAGUGCUGCCGCUGCCGCUACUUCUGCUGCUACUUCCGCUGCCACUACUUCCGUCGAGGCUACCACUGCUGCCGCUGCUACCCCUACUCAGAAUGUGGCUGUUGCUUCGUCGUCUACUACUUCCGCUUCGACUACCUCCGCUGCUACUACCAGCUCCGAGUCGACGGCCGCGGCUACCCCCUCUGCUUCUACCCCUGUCAUCGCUACGCCCGCUGCUGCUCCCUCUGCUGCUGCUGCCUCUGGAUCUGCCGCUCUUCCCGUCCCUACUACUGCCUCUCAGAUUCUGACUGAUGUGCGCGCGCUCUUGACUGCGCUUCUGGCUCGGCAGGGAGUGCAUGCCCGUGACUUUGCUGUUUAG
Molecule: messenger RNA, 1173 nt
Organism: Aspergillus welwitschiae
Lineage: Eukaryota; Fungi; Ascomycota; Eurotiomycetes; Eurotiales; Aspergillaceae
Product: glycoside hydrolase family 131 protein
Exons: 3
Coding region: 1-1173 (390 amino acids)
Source: RefSeq, a predicted model, not a curated record